AUGAGUGAACAUCACUAUCCACUAGUCGAACCAAAUUACAGGACCGACGAAGCUCGGCACGAUCGUGAAGAACAGGAUCAAGAAUGGCAUACCGACUUUCAUGAUUGGGCAAACAGAGCUCAAAACGAGUUCUCCCAGGCAGUAUCCACCUACUUGAAAGGAAGUACUCGAAAGGCAUUGCGAUACAAGCCUAGCAAGCCAAGACUUUCUAAACCCUGCUAA
This is a messenger RNA of Fusarium pseudograminearum CS3096, 222 nucleotides long. RefSeq lists its product as uncharacterized. The record is from RefSeq and is a predicted model, not a curated record. Lineage: Eukaryota; Fungi; Ascomycota; Sordariomycetes; Hypocreales; Nectriaceae. Bases 1 to 222 code for a protein of 73 amino acids. The transcript has 6 exons.